UUUCCGCGCACCUCAAUGAGUUUGUUGGAGUGAGAAAAUUUCAGCUAGGGAUAUUAGAUUGGGGCUGACAGACUGUCAUCGUAACUGAGAACUGUCAUCCAAACCUGGAAAGCUGCUCGUUGCAGACAUAGCCGUUGAGCUUAUUCAACUGCUUUUAGCUUCAUAACGCGUAGGCAUGGAGCAGAAUAACAGUUUGCCUCCUUUUCAAGGCUUAGCAUCUCCACAGGGGGCAAUGACACCAAGCCUCCCCAUGUUCAGCCCUAUGAUGCCAUAUGGCACAGGGCUGACACCCCAGCCUGUACAGAAUACUCACAGCCUGUCUCCACUGGAAGAGCACCAGAGACAGCAACAACAACAGCAACAGCAGCAGCAGGCUUCCCAGCAGCAGGCUGGUCUAGCGGGCAGUUCAGGCCAAACACCUCAGCUCUACCACUCACAAGUUGUCAGCACCACCACAGCAUUGCCGGGCAACACACCCCUUUACACUACCACACCCCUUACCCCCAUGACCCCCAUCACUCCCGCUACGCCUGCCUCCGAAAGCUCUGGCAUUGUGCCCCAGCUCCAGAAUAUUGUAUCAACAGUGAAUCUGGGCUGCAAACUUGACUUGAAGACAAUAGCUCUGCGUGCUAGAAAUGCUGAAUACAAUCCAAAGCGUUUUGCUGCUGUCAUCAUGAGAAUACGAGAGCCGAGAACAACUGCCCUGAUCUUCAGUUCAGGCAAAAUGGUGUGCACAGGGGCCAAAAGUGAGGAACAGUCGCGCUUGGCUGCCAGAAAAUAUGCCAGAGUGGUGCAGAAGUUGGGAUUCCCUGCCAAAUUCCUGGAUUUCAAAAUUCAGAACAUGGUGGGGAGCUGUGAUGUGAAGUUCCCAAUUCGGUUGGAGGGCCUUGUUCUUACACACCAACAGUUCAGCAGUUAUGAACCUGAGCUGUUCCCUGGAUUAAUCUACAGAAUGAUCAAGCCCAGAAUUGUGCUCUUAAUAUUUGUGUCUGGAAAAGUUGUACUCACAGGUGCAAAGGUUCGAGGAGAAAUCUAUGAAGCAUUUGAAAACAUUUACCCAAUUUUAAAAGGAUUCAGGAAGACGACAUAAUUCCUUCGCAGGCCAUAUUUUCUUGUUGCUAUUUCCUGAGUCAUGCUGGAGAUCUCUCCGUAUUGUGGCUUAGGUUUUGUCGUUCAUUUGCGCAUUGGAACCUCUGGGUAGAACUGAACUGAUGCAGGACCCAUUUGUGAAUCAAGUCCAGAAGACAUCCACAUUAUUUUAGUAUGUUUUAUUUCCUUUUUACAUGGAUUAUUGUUUUCCAUCUUGCUUGCCUCACACAUUAGUUUUACGUGUUGUUUAUUGUACAUUUUUACGUAAGGGUUCUUAAACGAUUAUUAAAAUCCCGAAAUAUCAUCCCUACCAGGGACACCUGUAUGAGACAUUCCUGUUCUGAGCAGAUUUGACUGAUGUCUGAGUUCUUUCAAUUGCCAGUCUUUUCAUGUCGUGGACAAACUGAAUAACAAAUGCAUAGUAACUCUAAUGAGAACCUAAGAUGGUACCUUUGGGGCAGGCCUUUCAUGUCUGUGUGUAAAGACUUUGGUGCAGUUUGUAAAUGUUUUAGUUGCUUUUGAACUAAGACAAGGCUGGGACGAAUCAGAAGUUUAUUCCAGUCAUCCAGUCAGUGUUCUGUUCCUUUACUUUUCUGAUUUUUGAAGAAAUACUGUCCUAGGUCUGAUGCUCAGCACC
Molecule: messenger RNA, 1726 nt
Organism: Chanos chanos (milkfish)
Lineage: Eukaryota; Metazoa; Chordata; Actinopteri; Gonorynchiformes; Chanidae
Gene: tbp
Product: TATA box binding protein
Exons: 8
Coding region: 176-1090 (304 amino acids)
Biological process (GO): DNA-templated transcription initiation
Molecular function (GO): DNA binding
Source: RefSeq, a predicted model, not a curated record